AUGGAACCUAACAAUCAUGAGAAUGACGGGGGCGAGUGUGAUUGGAAGCCUAGAAUUCGCAUGACAUUUGAUACAGAACAAGAAGUAUAUGAUUUCUAUAAUAGUUAUGGAGGAAGGUUGGGCUUCAGUAUUAGAAGGGGUUAUGUAAACAAGAGCAAAGAGGGGCAAAUCACUUCAAGGCAAUUUGUUUGUAAUAAGGAGGGAUUUCGGGUUGUCGACAAGCGAGAUUCAUUAACAAAAAAUCCUAGGCAGGAAGUGAGGACCGGUUGUCAAGCCCGACUUGUUAUUAAGUGGGAUAGGAACAUACAGAAAUUUUUUGUUAGUGAUUUUGUUGAACAACAUAAUCAUAUCUUUGUACCAACAGAAUGUACGCAUAUGUUACCAUCCCAAAGGAAGAUAUCUGCAUCACAGGCAACCGAAAUAGAUUUAGCUGAAAAAUCUGGAAUCCGUCUUAAUGCUGCAUUUGAGCUCAUGGGUAAUGAAGUUGGUGGAAGGGAGUCACUUGGGUUCACAAAACUGGACCAAAAAAAUUAUUUGAGAACGAAGAGGCAAAACAGUUUAGCAUAUGGGAAGGUAGGUAGCAUUUUGCAAUAUUUUCGUGACAAAUCAUUGGAGAAUCCAUCUUUUUUUUACUCAGUCCAAUUAGAUAACAAGGAGCAGAUUACAAACAUAUUUUGGGCCGAUGCUCAGAUGAUCAUGGAUUAUGGGCAAUUUGGUGAUGUUGUGACUUUCGACACUACUUACAAGUUAAAUAGUGCACAUAGACCAUUUACGUCUUUUGUUGGAUUUAACCAUCAUAGGGAAACUGUGAUAUUUGGUGCAGCUUUGAUGUAUGAUGAGACCGCCGAUUCUUUCGUAUGGCUGUUUAGAAGAUUCUUGGAGGCAAUGUCAAGUAAGGCUCCAAAAACAAUUUUUACGGAUCAGGAUGCUGCAAUGGCUUUUUUAUUUUUAAGUGACUUGGCACAUUGA
Messenger RNA from Camellia sinensis, 969 nucleotides. Lineage: Eukaryota; Viridiplantae; Streptophyta; Magnoliopsida; Ericales; Theaceae. The record is from RefSeq and is a predicted model, not a curated record.